This is a messenger RNA of Arachis stenosperma, 960 nucleotides long. RefSeq names its product very-long-chain 3-oxoacyl-CoA reductase 1-like. Gene Ontology annotation, cellular component: endoplasmic reticulum. The record is from RefSeq and is a predicted model, not a curated record. Lineage: Eukaryota; Viridiplantae; Streptophyta; Magnoliopsida; Fabales; Fabaceae. The transcript is spliced from 3 exons. Gene Ontology annotation, molecular function: ketoreductase activity. Bases 1 to 960 code for a protein of 319 amino acids.
AUGGAGUUUCUUGAUUUCUUCAUGGUGGCAACAAGUACCAUAGGCUUCAUCUUAGUAUGCAAAAAUGUGUUGUAUUUUGUGAAGUGGGUAUGGGGAAUGUUCUUAAGGGCUCCAAAGAAUCUAAAAGAGUAUGGUUCAUGGGCCAUGAUCACUGGAUCCACCGAUGGAAUUGGCAAAGCCAUGGCACAUGAAUUGGCAUCUAAGGGUCUCAACCUUCUCUUGGUUAGUAGAAACCCUAAAAAGCUUGAGGCCACAUCCAAUGAAAUAAGAGACAAAAAUAGUGGCAAUGUUGAAAUAAAAUGUUUGGUAAUUGAUUUUGCAAAAGAAAAUGGAGAGGAAAUUAUGAAAAGGGUUGAGGAAGCAAUUGAGGGUUUGGAUGUGGGUAUUCUUGUAAAUUGUGCUGGGUGGACACAUGCUUAUGCUAGGUACUUUCAUGAGGUUGAUUAUGAGAUGAUAGAUGGUACCAUAAAAGUUAAUGUGGAAGGAACAAUUUGGGUCACAAAGGCAGUGAUUCCUAGUAUGAUCAAGAAGAAGAAAGGAGCAAUCAUAAACCUUGGAUCUGGUUCUACUUUUGUUCUUCCAUCAUAUCCCUUGUUUACCGUCUAUGCUGCUACUAAACGAUUUGUGGAAAUGUUCUCGAGAUGCAUUAACUUGGAAUACAAGCAUAAAGGAAUUGACAUCCAGUGUCAGGUUCCAUUAUAUGUGUCAACAAAGUUAACAAAGUUGGAAAGUUCAGUGUUUGUUCCAACGCCAGAGAAGUAUAUAAAAUCAUGCACAAGAUGGAUUGGGUAUGAAACUGUGGUGGUGCCUUACUUGCUACAUUCUCUUCAGGCAUUUACAGUAAGGGCAAUUCCUGAGACAUUUGUUGAUUCCUAUAUGCUGCGUUACUUUCUCUAUGGGCGCAAAAAAGGACUCUUCAAAGACGCUAAAAUUAAAGCAUUGGAAACAUCCAAGUCCUAA